This is a messenger RNA of Enterobius vermicularis (human pinworm), 2253 nucleotides long. Lineage: Eukaryota; Metazoa; Nematoda; Chromadorea; Rhabditida; Oxyuridae. The record is from the annotation of a GenBank genome assembly.
AUGUCUAUCGAGAGGGAUCAAAAUGCUGUAGAAAGGGAGAAGGUGGACGAGAGUCGUUGUCAGAACGAAAACCCUCCUGGUGUUGGAGCAGGGAAUCCGGCGACAAAGUCACAAAAAAAGAAACGUCGAGAGAAUUUGUUGGAUCUGUUUAGCGAGCACACUGACAUUGGAAACUGGGCUGAUGCUGCGUCUGAAAGUUUUCCUCUGGUGCAGAAAACUGAUUCUAUUAAUGCAAAGCCGAAUGCUGAACAGAUAACUGAGAGGCCAACUGCAGAUCUCCAUGCAUUACAUGGAGACGCUGCCUUUCAUGGCGGAGCUGCUUCCCAUUCUCAUGCGAAUGAGGAACAGUCUUUGCAGCUGUAUGUGAGCAAUAUCCCAUUUGCUGCCCGUGAAGAGGAUUUAUUUUACCUUUUUGGAGGAGAGGAAGCGAUUUCACAGAUACAACUGGAUCAAGGAGCAAAACCGGAGUGGAACGGUGGCACGGCUGUCAUUACGUUUCAAACUUUAGAGGCCUAUUCUCGCGCCCGCGAACUAGAUAACAAGCUUUUUUCUGGUCGUACACUGAAAGUUAGACAGCAUCCGCGACAACUGCUUCCUUACCGUGAAAAUCGCGUUUACAAUGACCGUCAAUACAAUAGUGCUGACAGUUAUAAUUAUCGUCCUAAUAUGGGGUCCGGAAAUCACCACUAUUAUGAUGAGGGCACAUAUCCGCGAGUCCCACGAAAAAAUGCCAGUUAUGCUGGUGUUUCAUCUAGCUUUGUUCAGAAUGAUAGUCAUGCAGAUUUCCGGAGGAUGCAGCAUAAUACGGCUUCGUUCAGGCAUGGUCAUCCGAUACAAGGUACUCGCCCGAAUUAUAGAGGCCGUAAUAGUUACGGUGGUGGUCCCUUAAUAAAAUCUCCCUCAGAAGAUGGUGGCAUGCGAGGAUAUGAUUCUGGUUUUAGAAAUACUCGUAAAAAUAGUUACGCUAAUGAUGGACAGAGGCCAACAUUAUCUGCACAGCAGCUUCCACCCGAACCACCUCAUCGUCGUAAACUAGAGUUGGCUCCAAGGACUAUUCCUUUGGGAGAGUCGAAAAUUGAACCUCCAAGGUCAUCUAGCAUUUUUGGAGAAGCGAAGCCGGUUGACACUUCGCAGAAAGAGCGUGAGGUUGAGGAACGUCUGGAUCGUGAGGAUCGAGUGACUCGAACAUCUCGCUCUCGCAAGACUAGUAGCGAAAUUGGUGCUAGUCAUUCAACAACUCCUACAUUACCGCCUACUGCGCCUUCAAUUUCUAAGUCAGUGAACUUAAUCGAAGGUCAAAUUGUCGAUUCAAACAUUCCUCCCGUUGAGGAAGAGAAGACUGUUCCGGAAGUAGCAGCGAAAGCACCUUCGCUACCUGUGGAAGUACCGGUUAAGGAAGAGCAGUCUUUGCCUGUUGAGCUUUCACAUAGCAGGAAAGUUCUUCCAGGAGCACCAUUACUCACUCAUUCCCAAUCUUUGCCCCCCUUACCGAAACCACCCUUCAAAGAAAAUACGUAUGAAACGCAUGGGCCUGUUACUUCGUCUAAGCCACCUGUGAGAAUGGUCUUCACCAAUUCAUCACUUAAGUCAAAGGCAUAUGGUGGCCGAAGAUCUGAUAAAGGUAGAGAACGUUCCCAUUAUGGGUCAGGUUACCAUCACGACGGUGUCGUUAAGCAUGCUGCAGAAGCUCCUCAGCAAACUUAUCCAGAAGGUGGCAGUAAUGUGAGAGAGAACAGGCCAGGAAGAAGAGGUAGUGUCAGUUCCAGUGGUAAGGAAAAGCAGUUGUCUUUUGAGAAAGGCAGGAAAAGUACUGUUGUUUCGAAGCUUGUGGGAAAUGUAGUGCAAACUUUAAAAGAGACUGACUCGAAACCGAAGGAUAUCUGUGUUAAAACUGAAGAAAAUGAUGCAAAAAGCGGUACGAAAGUUAAGGACGAAAGUAGUAAGAGCAAAAAGGAGAAAGCGGCUAAUUCCGCCAAAACAAUGCCGAAAUUGAACGCAAAACCACCAGUGGUUUCCAUCACAAAUAAGUUUGCAGCUUUAUUGGAAACAAACGAGAUAGAUUUGAUAGCGGAUUCAUUUUCGUUAGAUGUGUUUUGUUGGUUACGAGUGGACCGAAGGCCUGGAGGUUUUACAUUUAAAACUUCGGCUCUUUUCAAGGCAGAGUGGCUCCAUGUUGCCGUUACAAUGGAUGUGAAAGACAGGUUGAAGUGUCUGGACAAGCUUAGCGGUUUAUUCUUUGCUGUUAAAUCUUAG